Molecule: messenger RNA, 1277 nt
Organism: Patella vulgata (common limpet)
Lineage: Eukaryota; Metazoa; Mollusca; Gastropoda; Patellidae
Exons: 7
Coding region: 234-1277 (347 amino acids)
Source: RefSeq, a predicted model, not a curated record
AGCAAAUAUUUCUGACCGCCAGUGAUAUCCAUGUGUCAACAGUAGCUACUUGGAGUAACAUCACAGCCAAAGAUAACUCUGGUAUAGUUAGUGUCAUUUUGAACAGUACAAAAGGAUCCGGAGCAGUCUUUCCAGUUGGAUCAACAGCGGUAACUUACGUCGCAAAGGACUCUGCCCAGGAAGCAAUCUGUACCUUCAAUAUUGUGGUAAAACAUUUACGAUGUAUUGAUCCUAUGUUUAUUGAUACCACUGUACGAUAUAGUUGUGGUGGUUAUACACGAGGUGAUCAAUGUAAUAUCACGUGCUUACCUGGUAAAUCUCUGGUGGGAUCAACAUCAAUAACAUGUGAAGACUCUGGUAGUGAGCCAUUAAAGGCCCAGUGGAACUUGAAUGGUAACGGGGAACCCACUUGUCAAGAUAUACCAUGUGUGGAUUUACUGGCACCAGUACAAGGAACAAUAACAUGUACAACGAACUCUAAUAUUAAAACUUGUGAGUUAAUAUGUAAUGGACAGUAUGAUUAUCCUAGAGAUGUUAAUACAGUUUUAACAUGUGAUAUAGAAAAUAAUGUAUGGCAACCAACCAAUAGACUACCUGAUUGUACAGAUAAAAAGUUUGCAACACACAUGUCUAUGGUGGCGGAAUUAGAAAUAAAUGACGGUUCUUGUACUGACCAAACUCACAUAGACCAAAUAAAAGCUAACUUCAUGAAUAGUCUACAUGAUACUGGUACGUGGAAAGAUGCAUGUUUACCAGGCAGACAGUGUUCUAUAGAACGUCUUCAAGUACAAUGUUCAGAACAAGUCGUCAGAAAGAAAAGACACGAGGAUUUUGAGGUUCGUCAUAUUUAUAAAAGACAAACACAAAAGGCCAUAAUUACCUGGCAAUUCCGUAUAGAUUUUGAUUUAAAUGGUAUGACUAUCGAAGACGCAAGAUUUGAGCACGAGUUUUAUCUUAGUGAACUUGCACUGGCCAUGGAGAAUGACAUCUACAGUGCGACGUUUGAUAACGCCUUUCCCGGAUUUUCUUUAGGCUUUUAUUUUUACCAAAACCCCGCCGAGUUUGUGUGUGGUGUGGGAGAAUUUGUCCAGUUUGACACUGGAACAUGCCAAUCAUGUGCAGUUGGAAGUGUGUAUAAUAGUAUCAAUGAUAUUUGUGAGGAGUGUCCCCUUGGUACUUACCAUUAUAACAGCACGUGCGUACCAUGUGACGGAGGAAAGACAACUCUACAUGCAAGUUCUCAUAACAUUAGUCGAUGCGUAUGUAACACAGUGUGA